GCCAGUCCUGCCAAAUUCUGCAUCUUAUGUUUGUACCAUCAACCAUGACACUUCCGUUACAGUUCACACACACAAACAAACAUAAAACCAUUUCAAAGCAAUGCGUAGCUUCAUUCGUUGAUUCUCUGUUUUCAGGAACUUUGAAAACGCCAUGAGAACUCACCAACCAAAGCUUAAGACUCAGCUCUUCUCUUGCGGAUUCUUCCGCCACUGCACUCGCUCUGUCUUGAGCCCCACCGCUUCCCAUUCCCCUGCCCUUCCUUCCUUUCCCUCCGCUUCCGACCAACCCCCACCGCCACCGCACUCCCGCCGUACUCCGCUUCCCGAUUCCGAAUCCUCUUCCUCCUCUGCUUCCCAAAGCUUCACCCAAUGGAGAUUCCCACUUCCACAUUCACCUAUUUUUACCCAACAACCUUCUAUUUCAGACCCACCUUCUAGUUUCUCCAUUCCCCCUUCCGAUCCUCUCCCACCACCCAUCUCCGCAGCAGCCCUAAAAGAAAUCCUCCAGGUUGCAGAGCUCCAGCUCUGUUCUGCUUCAUAUUCCGACCGCCUCGCCGCUCUCCAACUCCUCGAACGCUCUUUGGUUCCCAACCCAUCUCUAGACCCGGAUUGCACUCCCGAAUUGAUGCGCGGUUUAAUCGAAAGUUUCAACAUAAAAACCGGUUCCAAACCCGCCACCAAAAUUCUGUUGGCCCUCUGCUUGGCAGAAGGUAACCGUCACAUUGCGGUGGAGGCAGGGGCGGUCGGCGCGGUGAUAGAGUCUCUCCCGGAGAUGGAAGACGCGGCGGCCGAGCGGGCACUUGCAUCGCUUGAACUUAUGUGUACGGUGGCUGAAGGAGCGGCGGAGGUGAGGGCCCACGCGCUUUCGGUGCCGGCGAUGGUUACGAUGAUGGGAAGAAUGGCGGCCAGAGGGAAGGAAUCGGCCAUAAGUGUGCUUGGGGUUAUUUUCGACAAUGAGGUCUCGUCGGAAGCCAAGUCCGCGGUGACAGCGCCGCCGGAGGAGGUGGCGCGUGCUGUUGUUUUGGCGCUGCAGGGGGAUAGUAGUGUGAGGGGGAGAAGAAAAGGGGCGAGGCUUCUCAAGACACUGCAAGAGCAGCAAGACGGUUGCUCCACCGAAGCCGUAGAUUAGGCGACGGUGGUCGGUCGGAGUUGAUCGUUAAUGUUUGAAGUGUUAACCAAUCCAUAAUUCGAGACGACAAAUACAGUUAGUGGUUUUUGGUUAGAUAAAUAAUAUACUUUAUGGGUAUUUUAUUAAUAAUUUGCUCGUUAGUGUGUCAUAAACUCAUAUUUCAUUUGCAUGGUAUCAAUUAGCGCCUCAUCUCAA
Messenger RNA from Benincasa hispida (wax gourd), 1324 nucleotides. Its product is annotated as ARM repeat superfamily protein. NCBI's taxonomy places the organism in Eukaryota, Viridiplantae, Streptophyta, Magnoliopsida, Cucurbitales, Cucurbitaceae. The record is from RefSeq and is a predicted model, not a curated record.